Triplophysa rosa is the source of this 753-nucleotide messenger RNA. RefSeq names its product ATP synthase F1 subunit delta (gene atp5f1d). Gene Ontology annotation, molecular function: proton-transporting ATP synthase activity, rotational mechanism. Lineage: Eukaryota; Metazoa; Chordata; Actinopteri; Cypriniformes; Nemacheilidae. Bases 123 to 602 code for a protein of 159 amino acids. Gene Ontology annotation, biological process: proton motive force-driven ATP synthesis. The transcript is spliced from 5 exons. The record is from RefSeq and is a predicted model, not a curated record.
AAAGCCUCACCGUGUCCUUGUUCUAUCAGCCGCGCACCGUGACUGCUUGACUGUGCUGACAGAGAAUCUGAGGCUUGUGUAUUGCCGUGCUCUGAACGUCUGAUCGCUUCUCUGUUAUAAAAAUGAUGGCAGCAAGAUUUCUCCUCCGUCGUGCGGUCCCCGCGCUCAGACACGCGCGUUGUUAUGCCGACGCGCCCGCCGGUCAGAUGUCCUUCACUUUCGCAUCUCCGACACAGGUGUUCUUCAAGGAGGUCAGCGUUAAACAGAUUGAUGUCCCAACAUUGACAGGUGCCUUUGGUAUUCUCCCAGCCCAUGUUCCCACACUGCAGGUGCUCCGGCCUGGCGUGGUCACUGUCUUCAAUGAUGACGGCUCUUUUGCAAAGUAUUUCGUGAGCAGUGGAUCAGUCACGGUCAAUGCCGACUCUUCAGUACAGCUGCUGGCUGAGGAGGCCUUUCCUUUGGACACCCUGGACCUUGCAGCGGCGAAAGCUAACCUGGAGAAAGCCCAGUCAGAACUAUCCGGAGCUUCAGAUGAGGCAGCCAAGGUAGAGGUUCUUAUCAGCAUAGAGACCAACGAGGCAAUCGUCAAGGCAUUGGAGUAAACAACUUCAUGUAUAGGUAGGAAAUUCUGUUGAUGUGCAAAGGUUUCCAGCUUCGUCAGUUCCCCACCCCAGUGAAGUCAUAAACUGCAAGACAUACCUGCUUGCUUUGUACAGUGGAUGAAAUUAACAAUAAAUUUAUUUGGAAGUACCA